This is a messenger RNA of Penicillium odoratum, 1467 nucleotides long. RefSeq lists its product as uncharacterized. NCBI's taxonomy places the organism in Eukaryota, Fungi, Ascomycota, Eurotiomycetes, Eurotiales, Aspergillaceae. The transcript has 2 exons. The coding region runs from base 1 to 1467 and encodes 488 amino acids. The record is from RefSeq and is a predicted model, not a curated record.
AUGCACGUUAGCCUUGACAACAUCAACUUUUACUCUCAUCCCGCUGCAAAACCCUCCUCACGUGCCUUCCCUGAUUCCUGCUGGAGGGCCUAUAAUGCCUCGGUGGCUCCGCAAACGCUUCCGCAUGUCCUCCCGCCGAGCCCAAAUUUUCAUGAAACGUCCUUCAACUCCGCAUCUAGUCCUAGCGCCAAUGUAUCUCGAGAAUUCCUUGUUAAUGUGAGGGGAAAUUUGGAUGCAAGUGCAGGCAGUGAAUUCGAUACCGAGAUAGAGGCAGCUAUGGCGCAAAGCAGCCAAGCCACGCUUGGGACAGACUUUAAUAUGCACCUCGACUCAGGACUCCGAGAGGAAUGUCAUACCGAUGCGCCUCAAAGUGACCGCACUUGCUUGAAUACUGGCCCACCUGUUACCCCGGCUGAUUUGCUGAGUUGGAAUCAAGGCAGCAUAUCAUCGCCAGGGACUUGUGAUCAGACUGAUAAAAGCCCUGCUCCGCCCGAAGUCAGCUUGAGCUGCCCGCGUGUCUUGCCAUCACCUUCCCCAGAUUUGCCAGCACGACCUAGAAUUGGCACCAUUAUGCAAGACGGAUCCGCAGUAGACGAUGCCAACUUUGGGCCCGAAAUCCAUGGAGAUCGGGUGGCAGUCCCGGAGGAUAGGGUAACAACAAUACAAAUUGGUGAGGCUGAUGAACCGUCGAUCAGCCAGACUAUUUCGGAUAAGGAUACCAAAGGCAGAUCUACUGAGAGCCAAACCUCUGACUCCUCACGUCUCGGACUUCAAAUUCGCGGGGCUAAGCAAUCGCUAACUACGAUGGCAAGCAAGCCUUGCCUUCGUCCGCGACGAAUAGCAAAAUCCACAUUACCUUCUGUUUCCGUUAUUAUUCCAGCUCGUCGAGACGAUGAAUUAGUGGCAAGGACCAGGAAUCACCCCCCAACCAGAGCCCGAAGUUGUAGCCACUCAGGCGACAGCGAAACUGAAAACAGCAAUCUCGAUAAUGAUCUAAAAAAGCAGACUUUGACGUCAACAGUUUCAGGUGGAUCGAAUCUCAAGGCAAAGGGGCGCCCACGGGGAAGACCAAAGAGGGUACAGGGAAUCGUCUUAGCCCCGAGAAAAGAUAGCGUCGGGAAAAGCACUAGUCAGUCUCAACCGGCCCUAGGGGGUGGUUUGGCUGUCACUUUGGAUAAAUCUCAAGAGAUUUUCGGCCGCGGAGUUCUUCGUAUCCAAGCUCACGGUCCUCGGCAUGUCUAUUUCAUGACGUUCCUGCCAGAGAUUUCUCAUAGUCCUUCUACACCAUCACCCUCUGAGACACCUCCUGAGCACUCUUCGCGCCCUGAAGAGUUCUUGAACAGCGCAAAACCGCGACAGAUAGGACGCAGCAAACGUCAUGAAAGAGAAGUAACUCCAGCUUGUGAGGAUAAAGCCGGAUGUUCAACCAAAAGCGCCACGACUGCCACGACACUCAUCAUAUCGUGA